Molecule: messenger RNA, 1839 nt
Organism: Sphenostylis stenocarpa
Lineage: Eukaryota; Viridiplantae; Streptophyta; Magnoliopsida; Fabales; Fabaceae
Source: the annotation of a GenBank genome assembly
AUGAAGCCACAGCUCAAGAUUGCUCUUGCUUUAGUUAUUAGCUUGCUUUGGAUUCAGCACUCAAUUUGUGAUGAAGCUUCUGAUAAAUCUAACCUGAACAAGUGGAGAUGUAGAUGUUCUUUUGGAGGGAAUCAUAGCUACGCUCUGGCUAAUUGUUCUAAGUCAUGUGAUUGCCACUCAGAUGCUGAAGAGAGUGCAUCCAUAUGGACAUGCAUAUGUGAUUCCAAUGGGUUUCCCCAAGUGGCAGCAGAUGAUCAUAGCCCUAAUUGCUUUAACGCUUGCAACUGCACUUGGGGAACUGUCAGCAAUCCUGGAGGUUCAAAGAAACAUGUUUCCAUCAAGAUUGUUGUAGUUAUCCUAUCAAUAUGUGUUAUAUGCACAACUACGGCAUUUCUUGUCUCACUUAUAUGCCAUAUAUACCGAAAGGACCGAUGUACUAUUCAAUCACCAAUUUUCUCAACUGAUAAGGAGACAAGUAGUGGUAGUACCACCAACUUAAUUAGUUAUAGGUCUGGAGCUUCUUCGGUGCCAGAAACAAAAUAUGCAAUAAAUUCUCCAAUUUGGUAUAUUACAGGAUGCUUUCAGAAAGCCUCUUUCUUAUUUGGGAGCCCAAAAGAAACUUACUACGGAAAUAUUUUUCCAUUUUCGUUAGCUGAACUGGAAAAUGCCACUGAAAACUUUUCAUCUUCCAAACUAAUUGGACUAGGCGGAAGCAGUUAUGUAUACCAUGGUAGGCUGAAAGAUGGUAGCCAUGUGGCAGUUAAACGACUAAAAGAUCAAGGAGGGCCAGAAGCAGACUCUGCAUUUUUCAAGGAGAUUGAACUAUUAUCUAGACUUCAUCAUUGUCAUUUGGUGCCUUUGCUUGGAUACUGUUCAGAGUUAAAAGGAAAACAUGUUCAGAGGUUACUAGUAUUUGACUACAUGGCUAAUGGAAAUUUGAGGGACUGUUUAGAUGGAGUUUCUGGAAAACAUAUAGAUUGGGCUACUCGUGUAAUGAUUGCAAUAGGAGCUGCAAGGGGCUUGGAGUAUCUCCAUGAAGCAGCUGCUCCAAGAAUUCUUCAUAGAGAUGUCAAAUCAACUAACAUUCUUCUGGAUGAAAAUUGGCAAGCAAAAAUAACUGAUCUUGGCAUGGCUAAAAACCUGAGAUCUGAUGACCUCCCCAGCUGUUCAAAUUCUCCAGCAAGAAUGCAGGGUACAUUUGGCUAUUUUGCACCUGAGUAUGCCAUUGUUGGUAGAGCUUCUCUUGAGUCAGAUGUCUUUAGUUUUGGUGUGGUUCUUCUUGAGCUUAUCAGUGGUCGGCAGCCCAUCCAUAAAUCUACAGGCAAAGAAGAAAGCCUUGUUAUAUGGGCUACUCCUCGCUUACAGGAUAGUAGACGAGUAAUAACGGAGCUGGUUGAUCCACAAUUAAAAGGAAAUUUCCCAGAAGAAGAGGUGCAGGUGAUGGCAUACUUAGCAAAGGAGUGUUUGCUGCUGGAUCCUGACACUCGACCAACCAUGAGUGAGGUUGUUCAGAUUCUUUUAAGUAUUUCCCCGGGAAAAUCUAGGAGGAGAAGAAACAUUCCAGCCAGCCUCUUUCAGGAACCACGGGAAGUAGAAAAGCAAAGCCAAGCUACACCCAUUAAAUUUCCAAUGCAUAGUUCAUUGCCAACAUAUAUUGAUCAUAAUCUUUCUGUUGACAACAAAAGUAAAGAAGCAGAUGCAGUUUCAGCUGAAUAUAUGGAGAGUUUGAUCCUCUUGACUUCACAAUCUGAUGGCUCUGGCGUAUCAGAAGAGGAAAUAGUAGACCUAACUGAGCCUAGGUUUGAAUCGUUUUGCAUCACGACUGGCAAAGCUCCCUGA